AUGACUGUCGAUAACAAGCCCGCCAUCGAUCUUUCUCUUGCCGGGCUCACUGGCACUUCUGCCAUCGCAGGUCCACCUCCAGCUCAGGAGUCAGACAUCCUCGAAACACAACCUACCAACACCAGCGAUGGCGACUAUGGAGCCAGGCCGCCCUACUUCCAGUCGACCUUCAAAGAAUGCCUCUUCGUCCUCACGACCACAGUCGCUGUGGGGCAGUCGUCGAUUUUCGGCGGCGCGAUCCUCACCAUGACUGCCUCAAUCUCCAAGUCCCUACACAUGACCGACGCCGAACUGACCUGGCUGUGGGCGGCACAGAACCUCGCAGGCGGCGCCUUCCUGUUGCUCUUUGGCCGCGUCGCCGACCUCUUCGGGCGUCGCUGGAUGCUUGUCGCCUCCCUGGGCAGCUACGCCGUGGUGCUGCUGGUAGCCGGCUUUGCCACUAGUGCUGUUUAUGCCGAUGUCAUGAGUGGCUUGCUCGGCGUCUGCGCCGCCGCGGCGGUGCCACCGGCCAUCGGGAAGCUGGGGGCUGUGUAUGCGCAGCCCAGCUGGCGCAAGAAUCGCGCGUUUGCAUGCUUUAGCGCCGGCUACCCGGUGGGCUUCGUUCUGGGUGCGUUCAUUGCUGGCGUGGCGACACAAGUGAGUAGUUGGCGGGCCGCACUGUGGACUAUGAGUGUGGUAUUCGGCGGCUUCACGAUACUGGCGCUGUGGACGGUGCCGAAGGAUGAGGAGCAGCAGUUGAGCAUCGGAUGGCGCACGUGGAGAGAGUUUGAUGUGCUGGGGGCGCUAUUGACGGUGGCCGGGAUAGGGAUGUUCACGGCGAGCUUUACAUUGACUGGGGACGCGCCGAAAGGAUGGGCGCAGGAAUACGUGAUCGUGUUGUUGGUCCUUGGAGCAGUAUGCGUGGCAGCCUUUUUGUGGUGGCAGGCGGUUUGCAAGACGCCGUUGAUGCCAUUGAGGGUCUUCCGAGACAAGAACUUCUCGAUCCUGCUGACGGUGUUGAGUUUGGGCAACAUGUCGUUUGCAGGGAACUUGUUUUGGAUCACGCUGUUGUGGCAACGAAUUGAGCGCCAGAGUCCGCUUCAGGUGGCAGUGAGGCUCUUACCUAGUGGGAUGGGAGGCAUACUCGUCAACAUCACUGCCGGGUUCAUUAUGCACAGAGUCAGCAAUAAGUUGCUCAUGGUCAUUGCUUCGAUAAGCAUGGCCGUUGCCAGCAGUCUUUGGAGUGCCACGGGUCCUGAUUUGUCCUAUUGGGACUUGAGCUUCGUUGCGCAAAUCUGCUCGGUCAUCGGUGUCGACUUUAUGUUUACUGUUACCAAUAUGUAUGUUAUGAGUUCUUUGCCAGCUCAUCAGCAGUCGAUUGCGGGAGGGAUAUUUAACACAGUUACGCGACUUGUUUCUACCGUGGGGCUCGCCGUCCAGACAGCCGUAUACAAUGGAGCAGGCGGCGCCUCAGAAGGACCAGAUUCAUUGAGGUAUCGACCAUAUCAGGCCACGGUCUGGGUUUCACUGGCAGGGACAUGCAUCGGGCUCGCCCUGGUCCCAUGGUUGACGUUAGGCACACAGGGCCACAGGAAGAAGGUCUCGUGA
Messenger RNA from Cyphellophora europaea CBS 101466, 1587 nucleotides. RefSeq lists its product as uncharacterized. The record is from RefSeq and is a predicted model, not a curated record. Gene Ontology annotation, cellular component: membrane. The transcript is spliced from 3 exons. Bases 1 to 1587 code for a protein of 528 amino acids. Gene Ontology annotation, molecular function: transmembrane transporter activity. Lineage: Eukaryota; Fungi; Ascomycota; Eurotiomycetes; Chaetothyriales; Cyphellophoraceae. Gene Ontology annotation, biological process: transmembrane transport.